AUGCGAGCCAUAAUAGCCGUCCCGGCGACCCUACUGCUAAUCAUCCGCGCCCACCGCCGCAAAUCCCUAACACCGGUGGGAAUCCUCGCCGCAGCGAUAACCGCGACGAUCCACGCUCUCCACCCCUCCCCUCUGCCCUUCACACUGCUCGUAACAUUCUUCCUACUGGGCACGACAGCGACAAAAGUCAAACACGAGGUGAAAGCCACACUCACGCUCUCCAGCAGCGGCAGCUCCGGGGGCGAAGGACCGCGGACCAGCGUGCAGGUGUUCGCGAACAGCCUGGCGGCGAGUCUGCUCGUGCUGCGGCAUCUGUGGGUGUAUGGACUGUCAACGCAGGACAAGAUCUGUUUCGGCGGGACCGAGGCCACGAGGCACGCGGAUCUGCUGCUCAUGGGCAUCAUGGCAAACUAUGCGGCCGUCACGGCCGACACGCUGUCGAGCGAGUUGGGGAUCCUGUCCAAGGGGAAGCCGCUCCUGAUCACGAGUCUGCGCGCCGUGCCGCCGGGGACAAAUGGCGGCGUGUCCGGCGCGGGACUGCUUGCGGGCAUCGGUGGUGCGGCGGUCAUUGCGGCCAAUUGUUGUCUGUUGCUGGAUCUGUGUGAUGGGCCGCGGCAGGGUGGGGAGGUAAUGUUGUUGGCGAAGGUUUUUGUGCUGUUGACGGGCUUGGGGACGGUGGGUACCCUGCUGGAUUCGUUGCUCGGCGCGGUCUUGCAGGCUUCGGUGGUGGAUCGGCGUUCGGGGAAGAUCGUCGAGGGUGCUGGUGGUGUCAAGGUGUUGACGAGGUCUGGACGCGGAGGGAGUCAGGGUGCAGCGGUUGCUCGACCUGCGGGUGGUGGCAGUAGCAGCACGGGAAAGGGGAAGGAGAAGGCCGAUCUGCAUGAGAGCCGAGUUAUCAAUUCCGGCCGUGAUGUUCUCGACAAUAACCAGAUCAAUCUGCUCAUGGCGUCUAUCGUCAGUGGGUUGGGUGUUUUUGCGGGGACGUUGCUAUGA
Molecule: messenger RNA, 993 nt
Organism: Exophiala bonariae
Lineage: Eukaryota; Fungi; Ascomycota; Eurotiomycetes; Chaetothyriales; Herpotrichiellaceae
Exons: 1
Coding region: 1-993 (330 amino acids)
Cellular component (GO): membrane
Source: RefSeq, a predicted model, not a curated record